Molecule: messenger RNA, 912 nt
Organism: Aureobasidium musti
Lineage: Eukaryota; Fungi; Ascomycota; Dothideomycetes; Dothideales; Saccotheciaceae
Source: the annotation of a GenBank genome assembly
AUGUUUUCGUCUAUCCUCCUGCAGCUACUUCUGACUGUCAGCUACACUGCCUCGAGUCCUAUCCAAAGACGAGCACUCUCCCAAAACGACAUUAUCGGUCUUCAAGUCGCCAGCUACCUCGAAAACCUGGAGCUGAGCUUGUACACGGAUGGCUGUGAGCAUAUCACUGAUGCGCAGUGGCUUGCUGCUGGCUCCCCAUCCACCUUCCAGAAUGAUGUUUGUACUAUUGCCGAACAACAACAAAACCAGACAGGCUACAUCUCGUCGACGCUCGAAGAUAAUGGUAUCUCUGCUCCUCAAGCAUGCAACUAUGCAUUCUCGUACGACAGCCCGAUGACAUUUGUUCGUCUUGCCAAUCAAAUCACGUCCAUCGGUCUCGGGUACUACUUGGGUAGCUUGAACGACUUCUCCCCAGCACUUCAGACCGUGGCUGCUUCGCUCGGCUCGGUUGAAGCUCGCCAUGAUGCCAUUGUCAGAAACGGAAUGGGAGCGUCUCCCUUUCCGACCAACCUAGACGUGCCCUUGAGCUCGGUCUGGGCGUACAAUCUAGCGCAAAAGUACAUCACUUCCUGCCCUCAGCAGUUGCCCAUUGAUCUUCUACCUCCACUCGCCUUCAAUGGAAUGUCGGACAGAACGCUUAACUUUGGCUGGAGUCCCAAUGCCAACAACUUCUCGACGCCUGCAGGAGUCACUGGUCAAGAUCUUUACCUCGCCAUAGUUCACGCCAACGUCAGCGAUCCAGCAUACCAAAAGGUGCAGACAACAGGACAAGGUCGAGGCACGGUAGAACUUCCGGAAGGACUCAAUGGUGUCGUGUAUGCUGCUCUGACUGCCUCAUCUGGCGACUUGACCUAUCAUGAGCUUACAACAACUGGCACUUUGGCCGGACCCGCACAGCUUGUUCUCUCUUGA